UACAAAACAAAUACAGAUUUAAUACGUGAACAACGAAAAUGGAUUUUUUUGACAAUUUUAUCAAUUGCGUACUGAAUGUGACAAUUGUUGUGCUGGGUAUUAAGUUAAGUAUUUACAUUAAAAAAUUGUGUAAGGAUAAACUGAUCGCUGAGAGAGAAUUAGAAAAGGAUAUUGAUCGAUUAUACCACUUGCGGGAAAUAAUACGAUUUGAAAGUCGCGCCAAUCGGUCACACGAAGCUAUCGAUUAAUCGCAACAUUUGCGACACUGCGUGAAUGCUGUGGUGACUGCGACACAUCAACAAAACAAGUUGCGCAUCACUAAUUCUCAAAGCCCUUGGAACACACAUCAAUACAAUAAUAAGACAUAAUUUCGUAGUUCUUUGGUUGAAUUUCUUUCAAAAUUUUUCGCAACAUGGACGAGUCGGAACUGCUCUUCAAUUUGUUCUACUUCCUGCUGUGUAUGUGCGUCAUCUAUCCACCCGAGGAAUUCCAACGUUUGGGCUUCACCAUCGAGCAGCUGUUCUCGCGGUUUCUGGGCGAAGAAUAUCUCGAUUUUGUCGGCUAUCACAUACGCCGCACUUCUCUGAAUCUCUUCGUUCACAGCUGCCUGCCCGUCACAUAUUUCCUCAUCCAUCGCCUCAAGUUCUCAGUGUUUGCCACACAACAACCACUCGAAUACAAUGAACUUGAUCCCGAUUUCCCAAUGCCACAGGAAGCUGUGGCCUUCAAGACGCUCACUUGGAAGAUGGCGCAACGCUUCAGUGUUCUAGCUGUGCUCGCUGUGCCCGCCUUGAUCUUUAAUUGGCAUCAACACAAUUGGCGGCGUCAUCCUAUUAAUAAAACCUUGGCAAAAUACUCAAAUACUCCAGAUAGUUAUAGCGCGGUGUCCAGCGAUAUUGGCACCGAAUUCCGGCGUCAGGAUGUUUAUAAGCGGAAACUGAACUCCAUCAGUACUGUGAUUGCCACUGAAAACUGGAUCAUCAAGACGACCAUGUACAAUGUGAAUUUCGCUCAUCAGAGCAACACAACACUCAGCGUGGCCAAGGCGGAAACAUACAAUAUUUCGCAGCACGACCAGAACGAUACGCUGCAAAUGAUAAGCAUCAUUGUUCGUCCAAUGCGUCAGGGGGUCUCUGAUUUUCACAUUCGCAUCAAUGCCCUCGAGUUUCGUAGUCUGGAGGAUCGUGUGCGUCGCCCGAUUGCCAUACCCUCAAAUAUACAAUUCCAUCGCAGCGUUAUCGAUCGUUUUGUGGAUGUGUUCCGAGCACAAGUGGCGCUCAAUCCCAUCUUCAACUCGGAACCCAUUACAGACAAAUGUUUCGCCUGCAUGCUGGCCGAGCCGAAUAUCAAAAUUAACAAGCAAUGUGCCGAUCUAAAUCGGGCCGGAGCACCGUUAACCGAUGAGGCUUGCUGCUCCAAUUGCUAUUGUCGUCCCAUGUGGUGUGUGGAGUGUUUGGCUCGUUGGUUUGCGGCCCGACAAAGCGAUGUGGAUCGAGAGGUUUGGCUGGAACAGAAAUGCACCUGUCCGAUGUGUCGUGCCAAAUUCUGUGUGCUCGAUGUUAGCUAUAUAAGGCCAUCGAUGGCAACCAAUGCUAAUAACGCUGAGGCCUCAUGAUUUGGCAGCGGCAAGAGCAAGAAACUCAAAACAAACAACACACAGUUGAUGAAUUCAAAAAGAAACCUUAUGCUUUAUUGUUAAGAUUGAUGAAUUGAAUUUCUUACUAAAAAAUUAAGACAAUUAUAUAAGUACUAUGUAAAUGUAAAUGUAGCAUAGUUAAAGAUAUAUAUGCAUAUGCAAUGCAAUUUAGUGCAAUUAUCACGUUUUAAUACUUGUACAAUCUAAGCAUGAAAGAGAUAAUAAUGUUCAUAACUUUACUUUAUAUAUACUAAGUAAGUACAAUCGAUCUAUAAUAUAUAUUGUAUUGUAUAUAUAUAUAUAUAUAUUUA
Drosophila sulfurigaster albostrigata is the source of this 1947-nucleotide messenger RNA. RefSeq names its product E3 ubiquitin-protein ligase TM129. Lineage: Eukaryota; Metazoa; Arthropoda; Insecta; Diptera; Drosophilidae. Gene Ontology annotation, molecular function: ubiquitin protein ligase activity. Gene Ontology annotation, cellular component: membrane; endoplasmic reticulum. The record is from RefSeq and is a predicted model, not a curated record. Gene Ontology annotation, biological process: protein ubiquitination.